Leguminivora glycinivorella is the source of this 1485-nucleotide messenger RNA. RefSeq names its product transcription factor SPT20 homolog. NCBI's taxonomy places the organism in Eukaryota, Metazoa, Arthropoda, Insecta, Lepidoptera, Tortricidae. The transcript is spliced from 2 exons. The record is from RefSeq and is a predicted model, not a curated record. Bases 185 to 1480 code for a protein of 431 amino acids.
AGACGAUCGAACGCGCUUCGACUAUCAGGAUCAUCCGCGCUGCAGGCAUGGACAUUUUCAUCCAAUUGCUUCUGUCAAUAUUAUACCUCGGAUCUGUUACUGUCAAAGCUAGACCUCAAGAUAAGGGGCUUCAGUCUUUCGAGGAGCACAACCGCAAUAUGCCCAGAUAUACAAAGAAGUGAUCAUGUACCUAACUCCUAGCCAGAUAAAAAAAUAUGAGGCAGGACAUGGGCUUCCACCAAUGAAUUUUGAACAACAAGCACUUCUUAAAGCCCAAUACGAGCAGGAACAAACCACACUAUCUGCUUCCACGUUUGCUUAUACACCGCAGAACCCAGCAACAGGAAUACCUCUUAAUGGAGAAGAAGGAAAAGUGGUUCAAAAUACAUUUGACAUUUUAGAAGCUAAUGAAAUGCAGUUGCAUCUUGCACAGCAAACAAACGCUAAUCUCGAAAUGACCAGAGCUGAAGAAAAUCAUGUUUCUCACAUGCAACCAGUAGAGGUAAAUACUGAAAACGAAGAUCAUGUUAAAGUCGAGCUUCUGAAGCAACAACAGCAGCAGCAGCAAAAGCAACAACUACUACAACAGGUACAAAAACAACAACAGCAACAACAACUACAACAACAUCGACACGAGCAGCAACCAGAAGAAAAUAAGUUAAUAGAACAUGCAGCCACAAAACUGAAGGAUCAGAAUGCUUAUAUUCAUGCAUUUUCAAACCAGAUGCCAGAAAGUCUAACAAAAAAUGAGAUACUCCACUCUGAACUUCAUUCUGUAAAUUUGGAUGAAGAAAUAAGACAAGGGAAAGAAAAGAACAUAGAAAUUCAGCAAGAUCCUUUUUUAGAUCUGAAGUUCAAUAUUUUUCCUUAUGAAAAUAUGGAAGAAAAAAAUGUUCAGCAGAAACUACAGGGUUUAAACCAAAUCCAGCAACAAACGUUUUUAUCUACCCAAGAACCAUGGCGCCCCAUUGUUAGCCCUCUAAACGAAAAUGAUCAGCAAUAUGCUUCAUAUACUAGUUCCACAAAGAACAUGGAUCCUGAAAAGAUACUUCAGGAAAGUAAAUUAGAGAGAGAAUCAUCAAGAAUACAUGCCGAAAAUAUUGCUAAAUCACCGCCUGUUGUCAUUCAUAAAGACAUUAGGUUAAUAAGACGGAACCCUCUUCAUGUAAUCAAUAUGCACGUGAAUAUUCCAUUCCCACUUUUCAUACCAGUCCCAAAGAACGGAGAAGUCAGACACUUUAUAGUGCCAAUAGUAAAGUCGGAAACGGUGGAAGUGGAAAAACCCGUGCUUUACGCAGUGGAAAAGCCUGUACGAGGAAUAGUCGGGAAAAAAGUGUACAUCCCUGUCGACAAACUACACACCGUAAAACGUAUCGUUCCUGUUGAAGUUAGGAAAGAGAAUCCUGCAGAACUAGUCUUCAUAAACCGGAGAAGGUUACGAUACGACAUGUCUGGAAACAAUAAUAUAUAUAUUUUUUAAGUUGA